Spirometra erinaceieuropaei is the source of this 533-nucleotide messenger RNA. The record is from the annotation of a GenBank genome assembly. Lineage: Eukaryota; Metazoa; Platyhelminthes; Cestoda; Diphyllobothriidea; Diphyllobothriidae.
AUGAAGGUCUGCAUCUUGGUCCUCCUUGCCGUCCUGGCUGUCGUCGUGGCUGCUGAAGAGUAGGUUUCAACUUUGACGGUUGUCAUUUAACCACCUUUUCUUCCCCAUCUAGUGAGGUAGGUUUGCAUACGUUCAGGGCUGAUGAAGGCACGGUCGGGUUUGUCUGCAUAUGAAUGGAAUUCUUAUCAGGUUUUCGUGGGCGUUUUAACUGACAACUGUCCUUUGUGUCACUUUGUCUCUUUAUCGCACAUUAGAAACCCUCUGAAAACCUCAGGGUACGGCUGAUGAAGAGAAUCCUCGGUGUGCAGAGGUUCUUUAAGGAGGAUCCUCUUGGCAAGAAGAUUGUGGAGCAACUGGAGGACCUACUGUCAAUAAUGGGACAAGGUGAGUGCACUGAGUUAUUUAUUUUGGUGAUCAGAUGCCCAUGUUUAAGAAAAAGUGCGCAUUUUUAUGCAUCUUAUUUUUUCAUAAUUGCAGCGAGACAACGCCUCCGUCACCGUUUGGCCAAUUACUUGAAGAAUCUGGAAGAAUAG